UGGAAAGGAAAAGUAAGUACACACAUACUUAAUCACAAGGAAGUCACAGGGCAGUUGAAGCAAGCGAAAGCCGACCGAAGAUGGAAGUGUUGUUGCUGCUAAUUCUGUCUUCAGCCAGUUCUCAUGACAUUGAGAACACUACACAGCAGAAAGACGAUUCCAGUGGCAUCCCUCCAACUGCAGUGAACAGACUGAUGCAAACAAAUCUGCCACUUCUAAGUGUUCAUAACUUUAGACAGAAGAGGCAAGUUCAGUCUUCCUCCGUUGUCCCUAUGAAUGGCACUAACCUGAUGUGGGUGACCUGGAACAACUCUCUUCCUAAUCAUACCGUCUCACUUUACAAUGGCUAUACUAAUCGAGUUGAUUAUAUUUGUAAGUACAAGUGUGACGCUGGCUUUUAUACGCCCGGAAAGGGUCGAUAUUGCUACUAUCCUAGUGUGAUAGAAAAGAGAGGUUUUCCAUUUGAAAUAUUGGUUAACAAAGACAACUUUGAGAUCCUGGAGUGGAAGGCUGGUUCGUAUGGUUCAGUACCGAAGAAUUCAGUGUGGACCUGCUCAGGGAAGCAAAUAUAUGUGGGCAAGAACCAUUAUGGACUGGGGAAGGUGUCCACUCAAGAUAAGGCUUUCUACUUGCCUUUUAACAAAAGAGAACAUUGGUACAACAACUAUGAGGUCCUGACCAUCAGUGAAAAUGUAAUCAGCCAGACGAUUUACAAUGUCAGAUACAACAAGGAUCAUUCUGAAAUCUUCAAAUUUCUUCCUGAGGUCAUGCAUGAAGCAACCAUCAGCAACUAUGAAUGUCACCCAGUAGUGAAAACAGAGUCACUCUCAAAGACAUAUGAGGUGCAGCAGAGGUGGGACUUCACCUUUUCUAUCAAGUUCGGGGCUAAAAUAAGCAUUGAGGCUGGCAUCCCAUCCAUUGUUAAAGGAACUCUUGAAAUCAGCACAGAGGUGCAGUUUCAGUUUACGAAGGGAACCACUGUGACAGAGAGUAUGACUGACACUGCCUCUGUGGUGCUUACCGUGCCACCAAACCACUCCUGUAAAUUUUCCAUUGUUCGGCACAAAGAAAAAGUUGAUAUCCCAUUCACAGCACUCCUCAGGCGUACUUACGGUAAUGGAGAGAUCCACACAACGUCAAUCACUGGGACAUAUGACAGCAUUCAGAUUGGAAAAAUCCAGACUGUGGUCGAUCGAUGUGAACUUCUAGUAGAAUUCAAGCCUUGUCCAGUCCAAUCCAAAUCCAGUAUGAUGUCUGAUAAUGUACACCUUGUUUUUCUUCUCUUUACAUCAUUUUCCUGUUCAUACUGGAUUUGA
Haplochromis burtoni (Burton's mouthbrooder) is the source of this 1316-nucleotide messenger RNA. RefSeq names its product natterin-3-like. The record is from RefSeq and is a predicted model, not a curated record. Lineage: Eukaryota; Metazoa; Chordata; Actinopteri; Cichliformes; Cichlidae. Bases 81 to 1316 code for a protein of 411 amino acids. The transcript is spliced from 3 exons.